CUUUCCUAUCUCUCAACGCAAGCUGAUCACAGCUAAUUUAUCUGUGAAUUGAAUAUUGAAUAUUGAAGUCUGGUCUUUCGGUCGCGCUAUUCUCGUUUUCAAUCGACCUAUCUCUUAGGUGCAGUCGUUUCCUAAGUAAUCGUUCGUGUUCACACUUUGUACUUAUCAACAACACGAUCCUCAUCGAGCUUCAGAAGAUUAGUCUCGUGGAUGUGGACCGCAAUCACGAUAUCUUUCAAAUGCCGUUCCGAAGGGCAGAAUGAAGGAAGCCGGUGUACAACACUGUACAGCAAACCUUUGUUCCUAGGGUGCCGUUGGAUGCUUUUAUGCUUAGGUUGAAUGGCUUAACUCUGUUUUGCUCACGAAAUCCCGGCUAUUGUGACUGAUGGAAUGGGCAUAUAGAACCCGUGCAUGUGCAUGGAUGCGGUCCAAUCUGAAAGCAGCAGCAACAGUUGAGAAGUGGAAUUGUUUGAAAUUACAGGCGUCCAUGACACCCUUAGCACAAGGCUAUAUUAGGAGGAUCCAAUAUCGACUGAAAUCCAGGUCCUGACCAUAACCCAUCAUGGCCCUCAAUUCUUCUGCUGUUCGUGGAGAAGAUUACAUCUGGAUCACCCUGCCGAACCUUCUUGCUUUUGCAUUCAACUGGAGCCUCCUUGGUGCACUGAUGGUUCAACUGUAUACGUACCACAUCUCGUUCCGGGACCGAUUGGGGUUCAAGAUUCUAGUUUAUAGCGUCUUUAUUCUCGAUUUGGCUCAAACCUGCUCAGCUACCUAUGACGCAGCGCAAUGGUUCGGGUAUGGUUGGGGUGACCCAAGUGUUCUAGAGAAAGGAUACACGACAUUUCUCAACGUACCACUCCUCACGAGUAUAAUUGGAGCUGCUGUCCAGACAUUUUUCGGAUGGAGGAUAUGGUCCUUUUCCAAGUCAAACAUUUUGUUCGGCUUUAUUAUCUCGAUGGCUUUGACCCAAUUAGGUGGUUCGAUAGCCACCUCAUACUUCCUCUUCCCACGCGAAAAGGCAAGCCCCGUCUCCAGCAUUCAUCAAUCAGUCGGAGUGCGGCUUGGUACCUCCGCUGCUGUCGACAUCGUGAUUGCGGGUUGUAUGACUUACUAUCUUUUGAAGAGCCGUAACGAAUUUUCCAUGCGUACCAACGCUGUCGUUACAAAGCUUGUACGGCUUACGAUUGAGACUGGAACGAUAACAGCCGCUGCUGCGAUCAUCGAUCUCGUAUUUUUCCUCACCCUUGAGCACAACUCUUUACACCAGUUAUCCGGCGUCAACCUGUCGAAACUCUACACAAACUCGUUACUGAUGUUGUUCAAUAAUCGACUACUAGCUCGACGUGAGGCUCCGUUGGUUGAAACAGGAUCGAGUCCUGCAGAUCGUUCGUGGCAACGGCAGGGAUGGAAUGCUGUUGGUAAUCGACAAUACUCGGACAUUUCUUCCCUUGAAACAUUCCAAGCAGCAUCAGGAAAGAUGUAAGGCGGCUAAUCCCACCGCCGGGCAACUCAUACACAUCCCUGAUUUGUUUGUCUGGUUCCACUCCGGAUUCUGAUUCUCCAUUUUGUCUCCUUUCUUUAUUUAACGGCCUCUGCUACUCCUUACACGGGAGGGACGUCGGUAACUGUUUAUUUAUUUUCGAUAGGGUAAAUUAUAUCAUAUAUGUGGAACAAUUGGCAGGG
Messenger RNA from Marasmius oreades (fairy-ring Marasmius), 1683 nucleotides. RefSeq lists its product as uncharacterized. Lineage: Eukaryota; Fungi; Basidiomycota; Agaricomycetes; Agaricales; Marasmiaceae. The transcript is spliced from 8 exons. The record is from RefSeq and is a predicted model, not a curated record. The coding region runs from base 563 to 1483 and encodes 306 amino acids.